UCCAGAACAAACCCACAACUAGAACCGUUAAACCAAAGAAAAGAAAGGAAAAGAAAAAUGAACCCCCUCCCAAUGCACCGACCAAAGCCCCGACCAGCCGCGUCCUGCGCCCCAUGCAGGAACCGAAAAGUAAAAUGCGACCGCCUCUCUCCAUGCGAGGCAUGCAUUGCGCGCGGCAUCGUCAAUGAGUGCAAGUACUCGUCGACGGACGAGGACCGGGAGGCAAUUGCGCAGGCGGAAGUGAUUUCGACUCUGCGGGCGCGGGCGCGAAGGCUGCGGACGGAGCUGGCGGAGGUGGAGGCGGAGGGACAUGAGAUCAUGGAGUUGCGCGAGGGGAUGGCGUUUAAUGCGGCUCUGGGGCAAGGGCAGGGAUUGGGGACGGGGAUGGGGAUGGGGGCAAGCUCGAGCCCCGGGGCUAGGAAAGCGGAGAAUCAGGCAAUGGAGAUCCUGUAUUCGGCGAUUCGAUUGGGGUCGGAGGAUCUGGUGGGGAGGAUUGUGGGUGGUGUCAGGGAGGGCCGAGAUUUGGUGGAUGUGGUGAGGAUGGUGCAGGUUUAG
This is a messenger RNA of Aspergillus steynii IBT 23096, 555 nucleotides long. Its product is annotated as Zn(II)2Cys6 transcription factor domain-containing protein. The record is from RefSeq and is a predicted model, not a curated record. Gene Ontology annotation, molecular function: zinc ion binding; DNA-binding transcription factor activity, RNA polymerase II-specific. Bases 58 to 555 code for a protein of 165 amino acids. NCBI's taxonomy places the organism in Eukaryota, Fungi, Ascomycota, Eurotiomycetes, Eurotiales, Aspergillaceae. Gene Ontology annotation, biological process: regulation of DNA-templated transcription. The transcript has 2 exons.